AUUUCAUGUUUUUUCAUUUUAAGGUUUUUCUUAUGUAUAUGGUUAUUCUUGUUUAUUUGCUCAGGGUUACAAGUGAGACACUAAAAACUGAUUUGAAAGUUUUGUGUGUUUGGAUGGUAGACGGGCUGGUAGUUUCUUGACUGUAGGGUGUGAGAGACAGAGAGAGGGUGCUUGUGCUUAUGGACUAUGGACUACUACAGACUGCAGGUCCUAUCAGUAUUUUUUUUGGAUCUUUUAUCUCUAGGCCUGUCAAAUUCAUUAGAAAACCAUCUUCCCGGAAGGUACAGUCUUGGCUGCCUCCUCUAGGAGUCUCUUGAGUAGGCAAAAGAGAAGUUUAGGUGUAGGGAGUGGGUUUCAGCAAUCACUGUGUGUACUCCUACUUAUUCCUUCUAUUGUCAGUAUGAUACUUCUUCCCUCAGCUGUCCUGAGUCCCCAGACCAAAGAAAGACUAGCACCUUUCCGGGUGCUAGUAAUUGGAAUGGCAGUCUUGGAAUCUUUCUGUGUUUUUGAGUUCUUUUUUCAUCCUCAUCUCUGGCGGAGCCUGAUACUUCCAAUUACUGAGUUUUUGGAGAUUCUGUGGUUUUAAGUAGAGCUACUUCUCAGUUUCCCCAUUUCUAGCUUAGGAUUCAAGUUUUCUUGAGUCUGGAGGUUAUUAUUUAUCAUUCUUUGCAGCUUACAUAUUUUUAUUUUCACCAUUUGCUCUUUUAUUUAUUCUUUGGAUUUCUGGUUUUGUCUUGUUUUAAUCUAUUGCUUUUUUAAAGUAGGUUUUACAUGAGAGUAGAGGUAAAUGUGUGUUUAAAUCUGCCUUUUCAAUUGUAUAUCAGUGUUUUUCUGUGUACAAGUAGUUAUUUAUGUGCACUCUUUUUCUUCAAAAUAGGAUUUUACUUUACCACUUUAACCUAUUAUAUGUACAUAUUAUGAAUUGCAUUUUUAUUUUUAAACUUUUUUUCUACAGCAUGAAAUGGGUAGUUUACCUCAGGUUAGAAAUACUAAAGUUAUUGGUAUGUAUAAAGUGAAUUCUGAAGACUAAUGGUAAGACAGGGUAAAAUUGUGGAGUGUUGUAUAUAAUGGGUGGUGAAUGAAUAAUUUGCAUAUUUCCUUUGCACCUUUUAAACAUUUUAAAAUACACUUUCUUUUCCCCCCUCCUUAGGUGCUGUGUAAUGUGUUAAGAGGAUAUUUUAAGGAAUGAUUUUGUCAAAUUUUCAUGAGUUAUGGUGGCUGAAAGAUCAGUUCUAUCUUGUGGGAAAAGAAUUAAAUGGCAGCACAAAAGGAAAUCUAUAUUAAUAGAGUAUUUUAUUAAACUAAAAAGGUUAGAUAAGAACUUUAAACUAACAGUCUCAGCAAACAAGGAGAGAAACCUACUAGCUGUAAGACAUGUUUCAAAUGAAUCGAAGUCCAGUAACUGUAGACUUCAGAAGAAAAAAGUUUUCAAAAUCUUUGUCAAAACAGGUCAGUGAUAAAUAACUCCUCCAGUAAUAGGGCUAGGCCUGAAAACCAUAAUUAAUUGAAAAAUUAACAAAACAGUUUGAACCUGAAUUAAGUUUUUUUCAUAAAAAAUUAUAAAAAUAUCAAAUUAGAAUUAAAUUUUCCUCAGAUUUCUAUUGCCUUGCCCAAAAGUAAAGCAAAUAUCUUUUAGCCUUCAUACCAGCUUUUCUCAUGUCCUAGGGAUGACUGAAACCUUAUUUGAAGCAAACCAGUAUUUUUGUUGAAAAUGUACAUCAGCCUCAAAGUUGAUUUUUAAGACCUUCUCAGAAUAAUACUAGACAUUCAGCAUUCACACCUACCAGGACACAAAUAUCCUCUCAAAUACUACUGAGAAAAGGAGGACCUUACUCAGGAAUGAUGUCCAUUCAGGAGAAAUCAAAAGAAAAUUCCUCCAGUGUUAUUAAAAAAAGUGAAGAUAAGAAUUUAGAAACACAAAUUCAAGGUUCUCAAACGAAUCUGGCAAAAAAAUCAGGCCCCAAGGAAACUAUCAAAUCACUGGUUAAAUCUUCUAGUGAGAGUAAAAUAAAUCAAUCUGAAUUAGGAACAUGCAUGAGUACAAGGUCAGCAAAAGCGGCAUCCAAUGAUAAAAAAGCUAGCAAGUCCAUUAAUAAAAAUAUGGUGACUGUGAAGGGACAUUCACAACAAGAAUCUACAAAAAAGAAAAAAUUACCUCAGAAAAAGUCAGUGCAUGGAACUCCUAAAUCAAAUGAACAGUUUAACCGGAGGUCACAGAGACUUCAACAGUUAACAGAAGUUUCAACAAGGUCUCUGCGUAAUAGAGAAAUUCAGGGUCAAGUUCAAGCAGCUAAACAGAGUUUGCCACCAAGAAAAGAGCACUGUAACAAUACUCAAAGUAAAUCUAAUAAAGUUAAAACAAGUCAAAAACAUGUGAAAAGAAAAGUACCGGAAAUAAAGUCUGACACUAAAGAGGAUGAAAAUCUAGUAAUUAAUGAAGUAAUAAAUUCCCCCAAAGGAAAAAAACGCAAAGUAGAGCAUCAGACAGCUUAUACUUGUAAUUCUCAGUGUAUAAAAGGAUCUGAAAAGUGUCUUCAGAAGAAUACUAGAAAAGAGGAAACAAAAUCUGUGCCUGUAACUUCUGAGAUAAAAAGAUCAAAAAUGCUUACUUCAGCAGUCUCUAAAAAGAAUGAGAUGAAGAAGUCAGUUCAUACGCAAGUGAAUACUAGUGCAAAAUCCCAAAAAAGUCCACAGCCAUCAGUGCCUGAACAAAGUGUAGAUAAUGAGCUGGAGCAAGCGGGAAAGAGCAAACGGGGUAGUAUUCUCCAGCUCUGUGAAGAAAUUGCUGGUGAAAUUGAGUCAGAUACUGUAGAGGUAAAAAAGGAAUCUUCACAAAUGGAAAGUGUAAAGGAGGAGAAGCCUACAGAAAUAAACUUGGAAGAGACUAAUAAUGAAAGACAAAUACUUCAUCAGAAGGAAACAAAUCAGGAUGUUCAAUGCAAUCGUUUCUUUCCCAGUAGAAAAACAAAGCCUGUGAAAUGUAUAUUAAAUGGAAUAAACAGCUCAACUAAAAAGAACUCCAACUGGACUAAAAUUAAACUCUCAAAAUUUAACUCUGUGCAGCAAAAUAAGUUGGACUCUCAAGUUUCCCCUAAAUUGGGCUUAAUACGAACCAGUUUUUCACUACCAGCCUUAGAAAUGCAUCAUCCGGCAACUCCUAGUACAGUUUUAGGGACAAAACCACCUGAUGACAAAAAUAUAGGUUGCCAGCAGGAAGAAACUAAAGAAAUUAAUUCUGAAGAAGUUAAAGUUAAUGAUGUUACAGUUGAAAUUAAUAAAACUUCAAAAAGGGCUUCUGAAAAUUGUCAUUUGGAUAAUCAGAUAAAACCACCUCCUGACCCACCGUUGGAUAACCAGAUGAAAGAUUCUUUUGAAUCAACACCAGAUAAGAAUUUCAGUCUGUGUUUGGAAUCCAAGCUUCAAAACAAUCCCGUGGGAAAUACCUCUACUGUUUCAGCUUCACUCAAUCAAGCAAAAGUUGAUACAGGAGACAAUAAAUUUCCAGGUUCAACUCCCAAACAACACACUAUACUCAGUAACCAAACAUCUAAGACCAGUGAUAACAGGGAGACACCACCAAAUCAUUCUUGGCCUAAGUGUAAUUCCCAUUUGGAGAUAACAAUUCCAAAGGACUUGAAACUAAAAGAAGCAGAGAAAGUUGAUGAAAAACAGUUGAUCAUAGAUGCAGGACAAAAAAGAUUUGGAGCAGUUUCCUGUAAUGUUUGUGGCAUGCUCUACACAGCUUCAAAUCCAGAAGAUGAAACACAGCAUCUGCUCUUCCACAACCAAUUUAUAAGUGCUGUAAAAUAUGUGGGUUGGAAAAAAGAAAGAAUUCUGGCUGAAUAUCCUGAUGGCAGGAUAAUAAUGGUUCUUCCUGAAGACCCAAAGUAUGCUCUGAAAAAGGUUGACGAGAUUAGAGAGAUGGUUGAUAAUGAUUUAGGUUUCCAACAGGCUCCACUAAUGUGCUAUUCCAGAACUAAAACACUUCUGUUUAUCUCUAAUGACAAAAAAGUAGUUGGUUGCCUAAUUGCGGAACAUAUCCAGUGGGGCUACAGAGUUAUAGAAGAGAAACUUCCAGUUAUCAGGUCAGAAGAAGAAAAAGUCAGAUUUGAAAGGCAAAAAGCCUGGUGCUGCUCAACAUUGCCAGAGCCUGCAAUCUGUGGGAUCAGUCGGAUAUGGGUAUUCAGCAUGAUGCGUCGGAAGAAAAUUGCCUCUCGCAUGAUUGAAUGCCUAAGGAGUAACUUUAUAUAUGGCUCAUAUUUGAGUAAAGAAGAAAUUGCUUUCUCAGAUCCCACUCCUGAUGGAAAACUCUUUGCAACACAGUACUGUGGCACUGGUCAGUUUCUGGUAUAUAAUUUUAUUAAUGGACAAAAUAACACUUAAAACAAAUUCUUGCCUCUUGCUUGCAGUACUAGAAGACAUCUACUGAAGAGAAUGGAUUGGUUGCUGACUUUAACCAGGAACUAGGGCCAUUUUUAUUACAAUGAACUCAGGACUGGCAACAACCAUAAGGUUGUUCCAUUUUCAUAAAAUUGGAAACAAUGCAGUAAUAGCUUAUUAUUGUUUUGUUUUUUAAAGAAGAUAUUUUAUUAUCUUUUACAGAAAUUUAUGAUUGAUGUAUUUUAUCUAUAGUUAUUUAGACAUGUUUACAUGCAGCAGAUAAUUGUUCAUAGUGGACUGAAAACUAAUGCAAGGACUAUGGUCUCAGUGAUAAGUAUAUUUUGAAGUUCUUAAUAUGGAAAUAUACCAGUGUAGCUUGGUACUGUAUUUUUUUAUAUUGAUCUGCUGAUACCAGUUAUAGUUUUAAAGAUUGUAUUUUUACAGAGCGGAAAACAAUGUUUUUGAGUUACUAUUCAAGAGGGUGCAAUAUUGCCUAUUUAGGAAUUCAAAGCUAAUUGUUAAAGGGUCUGAAAUACAUUUUGAAGGAACCCCUGCAAAAAAGCAAAGUUCCAAAUAAGCAGGAAUAAUUUGGAAUAUUGAGCAUUUUCUUCCAUUUCUUUCUUUCCUAUUCUUGAUGCAGGAGGAAGUGGAAGGUGGUAUAGAAUAGAGGCUUUCCUUCUUGGAGAGCUUUAUUGUAGUGACUAGAAUUAGAAAAUACCCUCUAAAGUUUAUUAUUCUUUCAUUCUGGUUUUAUUUCUUAAAAUAAAUGUUAAUUGGGUACACUUAGGCUAGUAACAGAUCCCAAAGAGGUUUUAUAAAAACCUGUGGAAUAGUUGUAAGCUAACUAUGGAUGACUUGGUAUCUGCUUUGUUAUUCCUCAGAAAUACUACACUGAGUAUAUGCCUGCGUUACUGGACUUCAUUUUGAUACUUGUCUAUCCUUCAUAGUGCCCUCUACUUUAAAGGGUUUAUAUGUUGAAAAACUGCUGUGGCCUUUUAUGACCUUGUAUAUAAUGUAGAAUAAAAUAAUAAAAUACUUGAUAGCUUUUUCUAAGUGAUAAAUGUGAUGACAGUGUGUUGUCAUUUGUGCUUUUUCAGGGAGUUAAAUUUGAUACCUUAAAAUAGAAUUAAAAUAGUGGCUUCUUAAAAGUUUCACCAUUUUGCCAAAGGAUCAGUAUGUCAGUAACAAUUCUGAACUUGGUCUUCAAAAAGCAAAAUCCUAACAUGGAAAUAUUCUGAUCUUUUGAAGAAAGAGCCAUAGCCCAAGAAUGAAGCACCACUAUGGUCUAACAUAGAUUAUUUUUAUGAGCUGAAAUGAUAAUCAUAUCUUCAUUAAAAACCAGCUGAAAUUUAGAGCUUUAAAUUAUCAGGUGUGUAUUUUAUCCCCCUAUAGAUGUAUGCUUUUCACAUUUAUAGAGUGGUAUAAGGCUCUGUACUGUUCUUUGUAGGGGUGUAAAUAUUUCCCUUUGACUCAUCAUAAUGGUCUGACUUGACACUCCCUUGCCUUUGAACUUUAAACUCUUACAGUCACCCCUGGUGUCAUCAUUUGCCUGACAGGGACUGUAACUUUUUAAAAAGAGCAUGCAAUUUUCGUGUAUAGUAUAGAUGCUCUAUUAACUGUUAAUCUCAUAAUACAGAUCCAGUUUGCAUAGAAACAUGGUAUGCUGCUUUGGGGAGCCAGAGUUGGUGUUUUCUAGGGGACUUGGAAGUAGAUAAUAUAUAUCUAUUGGUUGGUUUAAAUGUUACAAUUACUAGGAAGACUGUUUUCAUGUUUAUAUUGAAGAAACAGCCCCUCAAAUAACUUUUACAAUCUAGGUGUUUCUGUAAGAAUAGCAUUAGUAACAUCUAACUUUUGAGUGUUUGCUAUGUGUCACACCUUUAAUAUAGUGCUGCAUUAUUUUAUUUAAUUGUCAUGACAACUCAAGUGAAGAAUCUGGAAUUUAGAGAUUAAGAGACUGCUUUAUAGGAGUCUGGGUGAAAAAUGUUGAAACACUGAACUAAAGUUAUGAUGUGUUGAUGAAGAUGAGGAAACACAUAAACUUUGAGGAGACAAAAUGGAAGAAUCGAAAGAGUUGAUAACUGGCCAGAGAAGGAUCAUGGCAAAGAAUUUAGGGUAAUUUGGAAUUUUGAGUAACUGAAUAGAUGGAUUGGCUCAGAAGGGAAUACUGGAGAAUUACUGGGAGAAUUGGACUAGGAAGGAUGAGCUCAAUUUUGGUAAAGAUUUUGACGUGGUUGCAGAAUCUCCAAGGGGAGAUACCUGUUUGGUAUAUAAUUGGAUAUGUUGAUCUAGAGUUUGAGAGAAGUUUGAACUAAGGAAAUUUAAUAAUUAUUCAGAGGUUUAGAGGAGAUGUCCCCACCCUGAGGUUUGUAAAAUGACAUGGUAGGAGAGAGUUGUGAGGAAUACCAUCAUUUAAGAGUCUUGAAGAAGAGUACCUGGGAAGAGGUCAGAGGAUCAGAAGAGAGUGGUAGAAACCAAAGGAAGAGUUUCAAGAAUCAGGAAUGGUCAGCACUGUCAUAUCACAAUUGAAGGCUAAAGAGUGACACUAGAAAAAGAAGAGUGGUCUUUUCAGAGUGGUGGAGGCAGUAAUGGACACUGUGAGUAUCCACUAAUGGCCACAGUCAAACUUCAAAAUAAGUUGAUUCUGUAAUUGUGAUGAUCUAAAGAUGCCUAUGAAUUUGUCAGCUGCUCUUGAGUAGUUGUUGGUUCAUUAUAAAAAUACCUGCUGUAUAGAUGUUCUAGAAACUACAAGUAUAGACAGGAACCACAAGGUUUUAUGGGUUAUGCCCUUGUUUACAAGGACGUGCAGUGUUUUUAUUUUACAAGAAUUAUUAAAAAAUCAGUAUUUUA
Molecule: messenger RNA, 7227 nt
Organism: Panthera uncia (snow leopard)
Lineage: Eukaryota; Metazoa; Chordata; Mammalia; Carnivora; Felidae
Gene: ESCO1
Product: establishment of sister chromatid cohesion N-acetyltransferase 1
Exons: 10
Coding region: 1840-4383 (847 amino acids)
Biological process (GO): mitotic sister chromatid cohesion
Cellular component (GO): chromatin; nucleus
Molecular function (GO): protein-lysine-acetyltransferase activity
Source: RefSeq, a predicted model, not a curated record